Molecule: messenger RNA, 3939 nt
Organism: Mesorhabditis spiculigera
Lineage: Eukaryota; Metazoa; Nematoda; Chromadorea; Rhabditida; Rhabditidae
Source: the annotation of a GenBank genome assembly
AUGCAGGAGAUGGACCCGGGCUGGGACGCGUUUCGCUCCCAGAAGCGUGCCGCCGGCUACACGGCCCCUUAUGCGCCAUGGAUGGUGACGGCGCUUCAGACAGUCAAGCUCGCCAUCUUCAUCCUGCUCCAUGCCCUGCUCGUCGUCGGGACAGCCUGCUCGAAGGCCGUCGUCAUUCUGCUCGCCACCAACUUUGAUGGUCCGCCAGCGCAUGCUGUAGGGACUGAGUUUACGAAGAAGUGCCCGGUUGAUGCUACGCGCACGGAAAAACAACACGCGGCCAUCUACCUGACGCUACUCUUCAUACAAAUCGACCCGGACCUCUGCGCGAUCAUCCAGUCCAUCUUCCGGCUCAUCACAGAGGGCCGCGGUACUGGUGGACUCAACAUUACGGUAAUAAUCCUGGAAUGCUGUCGGGCUGCCGGACUAUCCACGAUGUUCUUCCUCGUCUUCCCGAAGUUGGACAUGACCCGCGCGCUGCUUUUGCUAUCAUGCCUUCCGCUUAUCCCUGUGGCACAACGCAUGGUGGCCAAAAUGUCGCGCUCGCUGCGCCGGGAUAGCACGCUUGUGAGGCGAAUGGGUCUGACGCUAAUGUCCCUGCCAACAUGUAUCGUCUUCCUCACCUUGCUGACCGGCUGUUACUGGUGGUCGAUUUUGGAGACGCCGUUUGAUAACUACGUAACGUUGCCGUUGGCCAUCGUUCUCUCUUCGCUUGGCUUUUGGGAAGCUUGGAUCACCACCGGACAUGCUGGCACCUUCUUCCACCACCUCUACCAAUUGAAAUACGGCAUCCGCAAGCUGAACUCGCCGACUCGACUAAUCGCCUCCAGUUUGCGGACCAUCAUCACGCUUUCCGUCUUCGCCGUCGCUGCUCAGCGUGGCGGCGUUGUCUUCUCCGACAUGCUCGAUCUCGUGCUCCAUUGGGGAUCUGGUGAAGCGCAACACGUUCUCUCCAUCUCGCUAUCGAUCUGUGCCCUUCAUCUACUAGUCCGAAUGUGCGCCCGGCUGCUGGCGGGCUUGGAGCUCCGCACGUUGCCCAUCUUCCAUCCGCUCUUCUUGACGGCUCCGUUGCUGCUCACCGCAAUCGUCAUCACGUGCCACAUUUCUCCGGAUUGCAGCUUUGCUCGUACCUUGGCCAGCUACGGCCUCUCAAUUCGAUGCUCGCAGUGGAGCAGCGACCCGAAGCCGUUCAGCGAUCUCUACAUCGCCGUCAUCUGGUUGAUCAUCUCCAUGUACAAGGCAUACGAGCUGGCCAGCCAGCCGACCUUCGAGAAACAAGAUGAAAUCAUACGCUCUUCGCCAGCUUUCCUGAACGGACUAUGCGUGGAGCAAAGUCUGCUCGUCUUCGAGUUUGCACUGGCCCGAGAUGAAUCCAAGCAAAUGAAGCUCGACUUUGACUCGAUCUUUGACGAGAGCUCGGAGAGGCCAAGCUCCAUGCGAUAUGAGGCUGAUAAGAUGGCGAACGUGUACAUCUGCGCGACAAUGUGGCACGAAACCGACAACGAGAUGCGGCAGAUGUUUAGCAGUAUCCUGAAGCUCGACGAGGAGCAAGCGCAACUGGCCGCAAAGAAGGCUGGCACAACGGCUGGAGGCGAUGCACAGAAGUUCCGACUGGAAGCCCAUAUCUUCUUCGACGACGCCUGGGAGGAUCAACCCGAAUUUGGGCGUGCCCCCAACGAUUUCUUCCGCACCUUCUUCCAGCUGAUGAACACGAUGAUCCAUGGCAAAGAAGACGCAACCAACGGCGACCCAACAAAAAUCCUCGUCAGCACGGCCUAUGGUGGGCGGCUGGUCGUUCGACUCCCUGCCGGCACGCUGCUUUUUGUGCAUCUGAAGGACAAGAAAUUGAUUCGUCACAAGAAGCGUUGGAGUCAGGUGAUGUACAUGUACUACCUACUUGGCCAUCGCAUCAUGGAAUCGCACAUGUCCAUCGAGGAUAAGCAGCUCAUCGCCGAGAACACCUACAUCCUAGCCAUUGACGGAGAUUCCAAGUUUGAACCGGAGGCGUUUUUGAGGUUACUCAAUCUGAUGAGUGCCAAAUCGGACAUUGGUUGCGCGUGUGGUCGGAUCCAUCCGAUUGGCCGAGGGAUCAUGGUCGCCUACCAAAAGUUCGAAUACGCCAUCGCCCAUUGGUUCCAGAAAGCCGCCGAGCACGUGUUUGGCUGUGUGCUCUGCGCGCCCGGAUGCUUCUCACUGUUCCGCGCCUCCGCUCUGAUGGACGACAACGUGAUGCACAAGUACACGACGACGGCCGUCGAACCCCGGCAUUUUGUUCAGUACGAUCAAGGAGAGGACCGCUGGCUGUCGACAUUGUUGCUCAAGCAGGGUUAUCGUAUCGAGUAUGCCGCCGCCUCGGACGCCGAAACAUAUGCACCGGAGGGCUUUGACGAAUUCUUCAACCAACGCCGUCGCUGGACACCUUCAUCCGUGGCCAACACCAUCGAUCUGCUGGCCGAUUAUAAGCGAGCCUGCGCGAACAACGCCUGCAUCUCUCGCCUCUACAUCCUUUACCAGUUCGGCGUUAUCGGAUUCUCGAUGCUCGGCCCGGCCAUCAUCUUUUCCAUGUUGGUCUAUGCCCAGGUGGCCGCCUUCCACGUGCCGAUGGAUCGAAUCAUGCUGUACAACGCCGUCCCCAUCGGCGGCUUCAUCGCCUCGUGUUUCCUGAUGGAGAGCAGCGUGCAGCUGUUCCUGGCCAAGAUUCUAUCCGUAUGCUACGCCUUCGUGAUGUUGGCCGUCAUCGUCGCGACGAGUAGUCAGAUUGUGCUGGAAACCAUGUUUUCCCCUACUUCAAUGUUCGUGGUCGGAAUGAUUGGAAUCUUCUUCGUCGCUGCCUGCUUACAUCCUCGCGAAUUCACGAACAUCCUUUAUGGAACGAUCUUUUUCCUGAUGAUUCCGUCAACGUAUGUGGUGCUGUCCUUCUAUUCUCUCAUCAAUCUCAACGUCAUCAACUGGGGAACACGAGAAGCUGUGGCGAAGGCGACUGGAAAGGAAGUAAAGAAGGCCUCGGCCGUCGACAAAUUCUUCGACAAGCUGGCCGGUGGACCGUUGGGGCGUCUCUUCAAACGCGACGGCCCCGAAGAAUCGAAACGGAUGGAGGAGCUCGAGAAGCGGCUGGAGGAGAUCCACGUCGCGCUCAACAAGGAGCCGAAUGGAAACAACGAAGGCGAGUCGACGAAGCCAGAAAGCGAGCUGAAGGAUCUGUCUUUGAGCGAUUCUGAGGACAGUGACGACGGCUCGGAUAUGGAAGUCCGAACGUCGACGCGUGAUUUGUGGAUGGAUGCCGAAUACUUGCAGACCUGCGAAAAGGGACGGCUGAAGGCCAGCGAACAGCAAUUCUGGGAUCAGCUAAUCGACACUUACUUGAAGCCUCUCCAAACGACAGCCGCCGAGACGUUGGCACAUGCGGAUGCGUUGCGUGAGCUCCGGAACCACAUCGCCUUCUCGCUGAUCCUGCUGAACGCGUUGAUGGUGCUGGCCAUCUACUUGACGCAGAGCCACAAGGAUGUGCUCGCCUUUUCCUGGAUGCCACAUGAAAACUUCACGCAGUACCGCUGGAACGGGACGGUGCAAGAAUGGACCAUGGAACCUGUGCCGUUGAAGGUCGAGCUGCUCGGCCUGACAAUCAUCUUUGCACUUUUCGGCAUCCUUGUCGUGCAGACGAUCGGAUUGUUCUUCCAUCGGCUGAACACUAUGGUCGGCGCCUUCCAAGAAAUCAAGGCGAUGGGCGACUUUGUGUCGACGACGACAGGGAAGAAGGCUGAUGACGACGAUGUGCUAGAAGCUGCCCGUUCCCUACUCGCCACGUCGGACUACUGGCGUGCCCAUGGAGGGGCCGGCUACACGCGAGAAGCGGGCGCCGGACGCGACGCCGUUCUCCACAAGCUGCAACGGGCCCGUUUCGCCAGCGCCGUCCGCAACCACGACACGCAGCGAAAAGCU